AUGACCGAGAUCACACCUGGGCGCAUCCAAAAUGGUUAUCCCGGACUUGCAAAACUGUUAGCACAAGAUUUAAAUGAAUGGUCAGGAAUCUUCAAGCAGUUCGCUGAGCUCAACGUCCGCAACUUGCUGUAUAUGCAGGCUGAACUUCUUUGCUUAGAACAAGAACUCGAGGCUAUCACUCAUGUUGAUGAGAAUGGAAAUGACCCGACCACGAAGAACUUCGCCAGAAGUGUAUGGGAGAUGAAGAAAGCGCCCGACAGCGCGCAGUGGGACAAGAUCCUUGAGAUCAGAAAGAAGCUAAGGGAAUACAACGAUUGUUUGCUCCAACAAGCCCGCGUUUCAAAGCUGGAUCGAGCCCAAGUCUCCGAUUCGAGAUGGUUGAGAUACUGGUUACAGCACAAUGAAGGUGGUAGAGACUUCCUCAAAGGAUGCGAACGCCGAGCGUAUGACGAAUUGGAGCAGCCAGAUCUUAUCGUUGUGUCAAACAAGUCUUCUGAUGACAAAUUUUUACAGUGGCUAGAGCUGAGCUUAGUACCUCGCCUUCCCAACAUCAUAUACGAUCUUCUCGUAGAACCGAUAGUCGGAUCAGAGAGGCUAGUCAGUCGCAUCAAGCUUGGAAUCUUACGAAAAAUCGCUCGAGCUCUGGUUAUUGUGCUGUCUGCCAUCUUGCCAUUUACAGCCAUUGUCGCACUGUAUUUCAUAGAAAAUCUUCGGCAUAGGAUCGCUAUGAUUGCUGUGUUCUCAGGAGUAUUUGCCUUGGUCUUGACUAUCUUCACAACAGCCCGCCCUGUUGAGAUAUUUGCAGCCACUGCGGCAUUCACUUCGGUGCAGGUAGUUUUCGUGGGUGGUACUAGUAUCGAAGGCGGGCAAUGUCAAUACCAGAUCCUUCCUCUCUCUCUGACGCACAUCAAUUACGUUUUUCCCAAUGGUACACACUUGACGUGGUGGGUGACAUUGCAGAGCACUUCAAUGAAAGCUAGCCGCAAGAAGUCCUAUCAGGCCCCUCACAGUUUACCGCAACAAAAACUGAACCAUUCUAACACAACGACCGACGGAAAAACAUACGACGAUCAAGGCAUACCAUACGUUCAACUCAACGAAGAAUACGAUUCAAAUGUUGAGCGAUCAUGGACCAACGACCCAAAAAAGUUAUAUCUUUCUGCUUGCUUCGAUCCAAAAGACGAAGUAAACGUAGCGAACGAUUACAACAUUGAUGGCCUCUGUCCGGUAGUCAAAGAAACCAAGGGCGACGAAUUUAUAUUGCGAGACGACAAGGGUCGAUGGUAUCUCUGGGAUGCAUGGGUUGGUGAGUUGAUGAAGUUCAGAGAUUGGUGGGUCGAAGGCUUCACAACAAAGGAAGAGUUAGUGGAGAAUCUUGUUUGCAACAUGACCGAGGCGCAAGCGGACGUGGAAUUCAUCGAAAGAAAGCGUAGAGACAGUGUGAAGGGUUCCGCUAGUCUCAAAUUUCCAUUAUCAAACAACAACAUGCCUCAGUAUCUCGUUAGGCUUGCGCAAGCACACGAGACUUUCCGAAAAGUCGAACUGCAAGCGCUAGCCGACAUUGCAGGAGUGCCUCUACAGUUUGUAAACUAUGAAGAAGAUUCACCCUACUGCAUUGUCGAUCUGCCGUCAGACGCUGCGGCACGAAGAGUCAUCGCACGGAGCAUCCUAGCACAGGGUAUAUACGAGCUAUGGGGCCAAGGAUCCACAUACGACGCCCUUCACGACUCCGUCCGCAGUCUGACCACGUCCUGGUGGCCCCAGUACAUUACCGCGUCUUUCCGUUUUACGAUAGAAGGCUAUCGCGGGAGUAGAUCGAAUGAUGAACAGCGCGACAUCAUUGACAGUUUCUCGUACAUGGCUUUCAAAGGGACUCCACAGAUGCGAAACCCAGAUGUCGCGUUCCGUGUCUUUGAAGAUUACGAUCUUAACUGUAAAACCCCAAAGUACCUUUACUUUGGCCGCUUUAUUGCCGAGUCAUGUCGCAAUGAAGCCAAGAAGACGUUUGACCUCAAGAAAAGGCAUUACAUCAGCACUACAUCCAUGGACGCCGAGCUCACACUGUUGACGGCUAACAUCGCACACGUGUCACCCGGGAAGUUGUUUUAUGACCCUUUUAUGGGCACGGGCGGCUUCCCGAUAGCAUGCGCUCACUUCGGAGCAGUGGUGUUUGGGAGUGACAUCGACGGACGCACCAUCCGCGGCCUUGGAGGAAGCGCAAGAAGGGGACAGACCGGAAAAUAUGACGUGGUCGGCAACUUCAAGCAGUAUGAUAUGGAGUCAAGUUAUCUGGGCGCGUUCGUUUCUGAUCUGACAAACACACCACUGAGAAUACCGCCACCUGAGAAAGGCAUUACGACAGGCUAUCUCGAUGGUAUCGUCUGUGACCCACCUUACGGUAUCCGAGAAGGACUCAAGGUUCUGGGAUCCCGGCAAGCGCUUCUUGACGUCGAGAGGCAAUCUCACCAAGACCAGUUCAAGGAGCCCGGGUACAUACCCCCGAAGCGGCCUUACUCCUUCACCGCGCUGCUCGAUGACAUACUAGCCUUUGCAGUCGCUACGCUAGUGGAAGAUGGUCGAAUCAGCAUGUGGAUGCCAACUGCGAAUGACGAGGACAUCGAGCUGAUUAUACCGUCACAUCCCUGUCUCGAACUGACAUCAGUCUGCGUCCAGGCCUUCAACAAGUGGUCACGCAGACUACUGACGUAUCGACGGCGCCGUGAUUCGGAGGUGCCUGAGGGUGCGUUUGAGAUGGCUAAGAAAGAGUAUGAGAAAGGUACUAGAGCAAGUGAGUUGAACGACUUCCGAAGAAAAUAUUUCCAGGGAUUCAAAGAGUUUGAGAGUAUGAAGAAGGAGUUUAUUAGGAUGAAGGUAGAGUCUAAAAGCAGUGGGGAGGCGCCUAGUACUGCAGAGGCGCCUAAUGCUGUGAAGGAGGAUGAUACCAAAACAUAA
Alternaria burnsii is the source of this 2952-nucleotide messenger RNA. RefSeq names its product trna guanosine-2-o-methyltransferase trm11. Gene Ontology annotation, cellular component: cytoplasm. Gene Ontology annotation, molecular function: nucleic acid binding. The transcript is spliced from 8 exons. Gene Ontology annotation, biological process: methylation. The record is from RefSeq and is a predicted model, not a curated record. The coding region runs from base 1 to 2952 and encodes 983 amino acids. Lineage: Eukaryota; Fungi; Ascomycota; Dothideomycetes; Pleosporales; Pleosporaceae.